AUGGCUUCUGCUCAGGUUGUCAACGUCACUCUGCCCGCCCUUCCUCAGGGCUGGUCCGCCGAGAAGGACUUCAAGGCCGUCGGCACCCUCACCGGCGCCACUCAGAGAAACCUCGAGCCCGUAGGCCCUCACUUCCUUGCCCACGCCCGCAGAAAGCGGCACGCCCGCACCUUCUCCGAGGAUGAGCGCAUCCAGGCGCAGCAGAACGUCACCAAGACGGAGGAGGACGACGACGACAACAUCUCCGAGCCCGAGGACCCGAUGAUGCUCGCGCGCGAGGCCAAGGACUGGAAGAGCCAGGACCACUAUGCGGUGCUGGGCCUGAGCAAGCUGCGCUGGCGCGCGACGCCCGAGCAGAUCAAGCGUGCCCACCGCAAGAAGGUGCUCCGCCACCACCCGGACAAGAAGGCGGCGCUGGGCGACCGCGACGAGAACGACAACUUCUUCAAGUGCAUCCAGAUCGCCACCGAGCUGCUGCUCGACCCCGUGCGCCGCCGCCAGUUCGACUCGGUCGACGAGACUUGCGAUGUCGAGCCCCCGACCAAGAAGGAGGUGCAGAAGGGCGACUUCUUCAAGCUGUGGCGCCCCGUGUUUGAGUCCGAGGCGCGCUUCUCCCGCGUCCAGCCCGUGCCCCAGCUCGGCGACGAGAACUCCUCCUUCGAGGAGGUCGACAACUUCUACAACUUCUGGUACAGCUUCGACAGCUGGCGGACGUUCGAGUACCUCGAUGAGGAUGUGCCCGAUGACAACGAGAGCCGUGACCAGAAGCGUCAUGUUGAGAAGAAGAACGCCAACGCCCGCCGCAAGCGCAAGACCGAGGAUACCGCCCGUCUGCGUCGUCUGGUGGAUGACUGCGCCGCCAUGGAUGAGCGCAUCAAGAAGUUCCGCAAGGCUGCUCGCGCCGACAAGGACAAGAAGCGUCUGGAGAAGGAGGCCGAGGCUAAGCGCCUCGCCGAGGAGAAGGAGAAGGCCCGUCUGGAGGAGGAGCAGCGCAAGAAGGAGGCCGAGGAGGCCGCCAAGGCUGACCGUGAGAAGGCGAAGAAGGCCAAGGAGGCUGCGAAGAACGCCGCCAAGAAGAACAAGCGUGUGCUCAAGGGUUCCGUCAAGGACGUCAACUACUUUGCGGAUGGUGAACCCUCCGCCGCGCAGGUCGACGGUGUGCUCACCGAUGUCGAUCUGAUCAUCAGCAAGAUCGACAGCGAGGAGCUGGCCGCUUUGGCGGAGCGUCUGGGCGCUGCUGGCAAGGAUGCUGCGGCCGUCAAGAACGUAGUGUUAAUGGAUUAUGACAUGUUUUAUGUGCAUUUCCUAUCUUUCGAAGCCUAUAUCUCUGUCUCCUGCUUACCUCCAUUCCAGUGGGUGCUCCAUGAGGUGCAUGGCUGGAGUGAGUGGGCUGUAGGACCGGCCUCGCCCCGAUUAGGAGUCGAGUUCUUCGUGGGGUGUUCUUGUUCGGACAGUAUAGUGAUCGGAUCUACGUCCGUCAGUGUCGUCUGGAUUAUGAUCCUGAUGUGCAACCAGAUGCCGGCUUUUCUCCCUGUUCCCUGCAGCGGUAGCCACCCCACGGAGCUUAUUGUCUACGGCUGGACCGCAAUUCCACUCCCACUGGAUGGUACCUAUCAUGGGAAACGGAAUCUUCAGCCCGGUGCGGUCUAG
Messenger RNA from Aspergillus terreus NIH2624, 1650 nucleotides. RefSeq names its product putative ribosome associated DnaJ chaperone Zuotin. NCBI's taxonomy places the organism in Eukaryota, Fungi, Ascomycota, Eurotiomycetes, Eurotiales, Aspergillaceae. The coding region runs from base 1 to 1650 and encodes 549 amino acids. Gene Ontology annotation, biological process: regulation of translational fidelity; 'de novo' cotranslational protein folding. The record is from RefSeq and is a predicted model, not a curated record. The transcript has 3 exons. Gene Ontology annotation, cellular component: cytosol. Gene Ontology annotation, molecular function: Hsp70 protein binding; ribosome binding.